AUGAAAGUCACAAUCAGAUUGUCUACAGAAUCCUCAUUCCAAAUCACUAUUCCAGAUAACUCAACAGUAGCUGAUCUCAGAAGCUCUGUCAAAGUGGGCUCACCAAACCCCAUUGCUAAGGACUUCAAGCUCAUAUACAAUGGAGCAAAGCUACAACCCUUGGAUAAGCUGCUCUCGUCCUUUGGAAUGACCCCAGAUAAGGAUAUCAUCAAUGUGAUUUUGAUGUCAAAUGGGCAUGACACACCACCAAUCUCGCCUCAAGCAUCGUCGGAGAACUUAUUAACAACGGCAACCAUUAAUGAUGGCAAAAGUACUACUACUAGUACUACUACACCAGCUAGUGUCGUUGUAAAGAAAACCAAAAAGAAGAACAAGUGCAAUUUCAAAAACUGUGCCUCUGCACCAUUAAGAAUGGUUGGUACUUGUAAUCACUGUCAGGGGAAAUUUUGUGCAAAACACAGAUUAUUAGAAGACCAUUUGUGUAUUGGACUACAAGUAUGUAAAGAUUCGGCACAUGAUCAAAAUGCCUUGAAGUUGCAAAGUGAAAGCACAAUAGUAAGCAGGGUCUAA
This is a messenger RNA of Lodderomyces elongisporus, 570 nucleotides long. RefSeq lists its product as uncharacterized. The coding region runs from base 1 to 570 and encodes 189 amino acids. Gene Ontology annotation, cellular component: cytoplasm. The transcript has a single exon. The record is from RefSeq and is a predicted model, not a curated record. Gene Ontology annotation, molecular function: protein binding; zinc ion binding. Lineage: Eukaryota; Fungi; Ascomycota; Pichiomycetes; Serinales; Debaryomycetaceae.